This is a messenger RNA of Colletotrichum abscissum, 324 nucleotides long. RefSeq lists its product as uncharacterized. The transcript is spliced from 2 exons. Lineage: Eukaryota; Fungi; Ascomycota; Sordariomycetes; Glomerellales; Glomerellaceae. Bases 1 to 324 code for a protein of 107 amino acids. The record is from RefSeq and is a predicted model, not a curated record.
AUGAGCAUGCAUCACAGACCACAGACCCCAGACCACAGACCCCAGACCACAGACACCCAGUCGAUUGAUAUGGUAUCGGCAACGAGGACGACGGCGUUGAGUUCAAAUGGGAACCAUCACGACGAUGUGAUAUGUCUAGGAUCGAUGCCUAGUACGUGGAGCGCAUCAGCAUCUAUCACAAUCGCAUUGCCAAGAGCCGCGGCAUCCACAAGGACGAGGACAUCACCACUGGGCCAAGACUCUAACGACGAAGUAACCUUCUUAUUGUCAAGGCCAGUACCGACUGGAAGGUUUACGCGUCUAUGGUACGCAGAAGUCGGCUGA